This is a messenger RNA of Lutra lutra (Eurasian river otter), 1054 nucleotides long. It is a transcript of the gene ACYP2, whose product is annotated as acylphosphatase 2. Gene Ontology annotation, molecular function: acylphosphatase activity. The transcript has 5 exons. The coding region runs from base 283 to 750 and encodes 155 amino acids. Lineage: Eukaryota; Metazoa; Chordata; Mammalia; Carnivora; Mustelidae. The record is from RefSeq and is a predicted model, not a curated record.
GGCUUUUAUUGACUUAACACCGAGAAAUGAGCCCCGAGGUUAACUGAAUCGCAGGGAGUGCGAAAGCGGCGCAUCCCUCCCGGGGAAGCCAGUCUGGUUCCACAAGGGAGGGCAGGACAAGGAAGAAGGCUUCGCCGCCGGUGGCUGAGCGCUCUUUCCCUCUAGUGUCCUUAGCUGCCCCCGUUCCCGGCACCCGCCGUUCAUUUGCCGCCUUCCAACGCGUGACCCCGGCGCGCUCGCGUCCUGAGCCGGUGACAGGCGCGGGGUGCGCCGAGAGAUCCCAUGUGCCCCCUCCCUCUCCUGGCUGCCUCAGUCGCCGCGUCCCGAAUCCCGCUCCGGCUCCUCGGCAGAGAACUUGCUACCGCCGCCGCCAUGUCUGCCGCAGGGCGACUCAAAACCGUGGACUACGAAGUGUUCGGGAGAGUGCAGGGUGUUUGCUUCAGAAUGUACACAGAAGGUGAGGCUAAGAAAAUAGGAGUGGUUGGCUGGGUGAAGAAUACCAGCAAAGGCACUGUGACAGGCCAAGUGCAAGGCCCUGAAGAGAAAGUCGAUUCCAUCCCUCAUCCCACUGAUAAUGGGUUUGGCCGUGAGACUUGCUUUGGUCAAUGGAAUGUUGGUGGAUGUGACACAAAGCCGAUGUCCUGGCUGUGCAAAGUUGGAAGUCCUAGCUCUCGCAUUGACCGCACAAACUUUUCUAAUGAAAAAUUCAUUUCUAAACUUGACUACUCCGAUUUUAGUAUUCGAUACUAAUAGAAGAGAAAUAAAAAUUUUAAUGCUUAUAAUGCACACUAGAUAUUCUUAAGUCUGUAUUAGAAUAUUAAUAGAUUAAGUUCAAAAAGGAACUUUCUGUUCUGAAAGGUACAACAGAAUGUGUUACUAAAAAUGUCUGACACAAAUAGUUUUACUCAACUAUGUUUUUAAAAAGUAAAAACUUCACAUUACAAAGCAUUUAAUAUGAAUAUUUAAACUUGCUAAUGGAAUCUUUAAGUCUAAUGAAUGUUCUAGCAAACAUGUUAUUUGGCUAGGCUUAAAAUAAAGCUAACCAUUUAAGGAU